GAGAGAGAGUCUCGCCCUGUGCGCGGACGCGUCAGAUUAGACGCGUGGAUGAGCGGCGCGCUGCGGAUCGUCACUGACGGAGGAAAGCAAACGCUGAUGCGGCGAUGGGCUCUGAAUCUGAACCACACGACUGUCUGCGAGGAUGGUGUCGAGGUGUCCUCCGACGGAUGGAGAUCAGCGCAGGCUUCCGAUAUUAUUUCCAGCAUCCCUGGUCUCGUCUGCUGGUGGCGUACCUGGUCACCUUCUUCAACUUCCUGGUGUUCGCCGAGGACCCGGUGUCUCACAGCCAGACGGAGGCACACAUGAUGGUGCUGGGAAACUGCUUCUCGUUCGUGGUCAGUAAAUAUCCCGGAGGAGGAUGGAGCGUCCUCAAAGUCCUGAUGUGGAUCCUCGCCAUCAUCACGGGCCUCAUCGCCGGGAAGCUCCUGUUCCAUCGACACCUGUUCGGUCGUGUCCUGCGUCUGAAGAUGUUUCGUGAGGACCACGGCUCUUGGAUGACUAUGUUCUUCAGCACCAUUCUCUCGCUCUUCAUCUUCUCUCACAUCUAUAACCUCAUUCUGCUCAUGAGUGGACGGAUGCGGUAA
Molecule: messenger RNA, 584 nt
Organism: Carassius auratus (goldfish)
Lineage: Eukaryota; Metazoa; Chordata; Actinopteri; Cypriniformes; Cyprinidae
Product: transmembrane protein 117-like
Exons: 3
Coding region: 105-584 (159 amino acids)
Biological process (GO): intrinsic apoptotic signaling pathway in response to endoplasmic reticulum stress
Source: RefSeq, a predicted model, not a curated record